Molecule: messenger RNA, 971 nt
Organism: Capsella rubella
Lineage: Eukaryota; Viridiplantae; Streptophyta; Magnoliopsida; Brassicales; Brassicaceae
Exons: 4
Coding region: 381-950 (189 amino acids)
Source: RefSeq, a predicted model, not a curated record
UCAAAAGUUGGGGUUUUGUAGAGUUUGAUGAUCUCUCGUCUUACCAUUUGCGUGUUCCUGAAGUAAAAUUUCGGUUUAGAUUUCGCUUUAAACCAUUUGUUUCGAUUCGUAAUGUGUAUAUGUAUCAUUCAUUGUGAGCUUACCCAGAGAUCUCUUAUCGAUUUAAACGAAGCAUGUUGAGGCAAUUUUGUGAUUAGUGUUGUUUCUCAUGAAAUGGUUUCUGGGUUUUCUCAUAAAGUAGCUUCCUGUUUCUGGGUUUUGUUUAAAAUUGUUAAAUUGAUUAGAAGCAAUUCAAACACUUACUAUAAUGUUGCUCUGUGUCUCAUAGAAUAAAAGAAACUAUUUUGGAGUUUGGACAAAGUUGUAACAUUGUGAAACUGAUGGUGUUUUUUGUUUUGGAGUUUAGAGGAGUUGUGACAUUGAAUUGUGUUUUUGAAGGUUUUGAUUUGGAAGACAAAAUGCGGUACAAGAGAAGAUUUGUGACAGUGUAUAGAGAUUUCCCUGAAGGUUGUGGUGUUCCUUCAAAACGUAUAUCUAAUGCUGAUGAUUUUUGUAAGCAAUUUGAGUUUAAGAAAAGAAUCGUCCUGCAGGCUCAUGGAGAUUUCACUGACAUAAAAGAGGGAUCAUCAGAUUAUUCAGAGACCGAGACUUCUAGAAUUGAUGGUUUAGAUAGCUCCUCGAGGGAUGUUUCAAUGGAAGAUGGAUCGAUUCUUGAAUCUAGUGGAGGUGUUAAAUAUCAUCAAGAAGAGGAAGGUUUAGGAGAAAGUGAAGAUCAUAUGAGCUCGGUAAAGAAGAGAUGUUUGAGUUAUAACUCAGCCAUGGAAGUUGAGACAGAUGUUGUGGAUAUCUCAAAGAGAGUUCUUGUUUUGGGACUCGCAGCUCAAUCGAAUUGCCCUUGGAGAAAUCCGAAGCCUCGAGGUUCAAGACAGGACAAGAGAAGGUGGUUGUAACACUUAAAUCAAGACUUUCUU